CUGAUACACUUAGCUGCACAUGAAGCAUAUAGAAAACACGCACACAGUCAUCCCACAACCUUUGACGGAGUGUCAGACAGGUGGAAAUAUUGGGCUCUAAGCCUGUUGUAGGCAGUUCCCAUCAUUUCCUUAUUUAUGGCUUAAUUCCCUUGGAACCGGUGGAUCCAGUUGAGUAUUCGCCCCAGCCUGACAUCGAUUGACCCAGGUGUUGAACAGGCACAGGUUUCACUUCACUAUGUCAAAGCAGUUUCAGAUCAGAGGAAGAAAUCUAAUAGUCGGGGGAAAAGCGCUUAGACGCGUGUGAAAUGGAAAAGCUGACGGGCUUGUUCGGCGCAAAGGAAGUCACCAAAUCAUACAGACCCAAGCUUGCUUCCUAACUUUUUUCUUCUUUUUUUUUCGUUUUGGUGCAAGAUCGUCCCCUGUUUGUGACCAAUAUGAACUCCAGUUGAACAUGACAGUCAUCAGAGGACUUCAUCAUCACAGUAGAGACUGAAAAGCCUCUGUCAUUGGAAAUAAUCGAUUGUUUUUUACGCAAGGAUUUCUUUGGACACUUAUUUGCGUUUUCACAGGGGGGAGACCAAACACAAAGUUCUGCCCCCUGAAUAUGGACAUGGAGGCGUCGAAUGGCUAUAUUGCAAGUAACGGCGACUGCUCUCCCAGGAAGGAGAACUCGAGAAUGCUGGUGGACCUGUCGACCAGCACACCCAAUGGCCAACGUUCCCAAAGUCCUGAUUCCCCAGCUGCACGCACAAUCAAACAAGAAGAAGGUGCUGAGGAGGAGACGGAGAGGAGGCCGGAUGAGGCGGGUCACAGCGGUGAAGAAGGCUCUGGAUUGGAGGAGCCCAUGAUUGACAGCCCAAAUAAUAUACAAGAUGCUGGGCCAGGAACAGAAGUGCAAAAUGAGACGGGGAUAAGACUGCCAAAUGGUAAAUAUAAUGGUGACCGGCCGUUCCAGUGUAACCAGUGUGGGGUUUCAUUCACUCAAAAGGGCAACCUACUGAGGCACAUCAAACUCCACACGGGAGAGAAGCCCUUCAAAUGCCCGUUCUGCAGCUACGCUUGCCGCCGCCGUGACGCCCUGACCGGACAUCUGCGCACACACUCAGUGGGCAAACCACACAAGUGUAACUACUGUGGGCGGAGCUACAAGCAGCGCACGUCAUUGGAGGAGCACAAAGAACGGUGUCAUAAUUACUUGCAGAGCGUCGGCAUGGACUCCACCUCCAAUCCUGGCCCGUAUCCAGGGGAGGUACCAAAGGAGCAGAGGCCGCUGGAGUCUGCUGGGAUGACGGCUUUUGACCGGCCUCCUGUAAUUGAAAGACUGCAGGGGAAUGUGGGUAAACGGAAGAGCACCACGCCACAGAAGUUUGUGGGUGAGAAAAUGGUUCGCUAUUCGUACCCCGAGCUGAACUAUGAGAUGGGUCCUAAGUAUGAUAAGGAAGCUGAGGUGAUGCACGCCCAAUUGAUGGACCACUCCAUUAGCAAUGCCAUCAGCUACUUGGGCUCCGACUCCUUGAGGCCUGUUGUCCAUCACCCAUCCCUCUCCAUGGCCGAAGUCCUGCCUAUGGUGAACCCACUCUUCCAUCCCAUGUACCCGCUCGGCCCGCGCAUGGACCGUCCCAGCAGUCGCGAGGCUCCUCCGCUGCCCCACCCGAACCCAGAGUUCCCACACCCGACCAACGGCGCGAUUCCCUUGGUCAGGCCCAAGAAUCCUCAAUUGGCCCGAGAUGGGUCCCCGUGCAACAGCGGACAGGAUUCGGCCGAUUCGGCACGGAGCAGUCCUCGAGACAAGCUCGGAGGCGCCGGGCCCAGGACGAGAUCCAGCCCGGGGUUCGGCCGGGCGGAGGAAGGAAGGGUGAUCGACGCCACCCGCAUCGCCGCCAGGGACGGCGUCCGUGUCUUCGGCCGCGAAGGCCAGGAGCUGAGAGUGUUCCAGUGCGAACACUGCCGCGUCCUGUUCCUGGACCACGUCAUGUACACCAUCCACAUGGGCUGCCACGGUUACAGAGACCCGCUCGAGUGCAACAUCUGCGGCCACUGCAGCAAAGAUCGCUACGAGUUCUCCUCGCACAUCGUCCGCGGAGAGCACACCUUUCGUUAAGAAUCCCAGUCAGUUUACUGCAGACGGCAUCAGUUUACUGCCGAAGCAUUACGUGAGCACCCGUCGGCAGAUAUAUGAAGGUUUGGGUCCAAUAGAAAGUUUUCAUUUUGGAGCUGUUUUUUUGUUCUGGGUGAGGGGAUUUAUGUUGUGAAUGUUUCGUUUUUAAGUUUUUGUUUUGUUUGUUUUUUUUUCCACCCCACACACAGUUUAUUAUUGUAUAUGUACUGAACCUUCCAACAGAGCAGCUAUGUGUUAUCUAAAGUUGUGAAGUUCUUUCUCUUUUUUUGUCAUCUGUAUUACCUCGAUGCAUGCUGUCAUUCCUGUUUCACGGACCUUGAUCAAUAUUACAGGUAAACCGAGCAACCAGAGGACCACUGGAGAACUAAACCACUUCGUUUUGAAUAUGAAAAAAGACUUUGAUUCAUAGCUUCUUUCUGCUGUGGCUUCUUAGUGCCUUGCUGAAGUUUCCAACGGCACGGUUUUGCCUUUUAUGGAGUGUUUUGUAUCUCUUUAGCGUCUUUUCUCAUCGCUCGCUCUCUUUCGAUGAAGUUCCGGGGCGAACGAAAUGAAGCUUCGGUACUCGCGCUAAUGUACUCAUGCCGGUGCUAUUCUAGUUUGGCACAAAUCUUUCAGACACAUUUUAAUGAAGUUGAAGACAAUCCCCCUCGUGUCUCGUAGAUUUUAACGGGAGACUUUUGCAGAUGAGUUUUCCACGCUGUGUUUUGCUGCUGUCGCACACUUACUGUCAUCUCUUGCAUUCUUAUGCACUUCGCUGAAAACAGCACUGCGACAUGCCUUGAUAAACUUGUUUUUGCACUAUAAGCUUGAGGCCUUGGGCGAAAAUAUGCUAUUUCCAUGCUAUUGAUAAAGCAAACAAAGGUUAGUGUGUAGUUUAGCUAGUAUUUUGUCAUCUGUGAUUCAACAGGGAACAAGCCUGCACCUAUAUUAACAUGCUUUAACAACAGGGUUGCCAUACUUUUGAUUGAAAUCUGUGAAUUUCAUUCAGCCUUCAGACCAAAUGCCUCAUUAUUAAUGCCUCGUUAAUCAACCUCCUCUGACUGUCUUCAGUGUUACAGCACAAACUCAGAACUAGAGUUUAGAUUUUAUGAUGUUCUUUUUCAGUCAACUAAUGCAUUUUUUAGCCCAUACAUUGACCUGUGUGUUUUUAGUGGACUUUCUUGAGCUUUGAUCUGAAAUAUGCACUGCAUAAGCAUUUUUGGUUCGACUGUAGUUAGCUAACACAUUGUUUUGGUAACAGAACAAGGCAGAUCUUUACAAAACAACUUUUAUAGAAGUUAGACGACUACUGUCGAGAUUUCAUCGCUAACCCGAACUGCACAAGAGCUUUAAAAGAUAAAACAUGGUUUAUUAAUCAGACAAUGUUUCACCCCCUCAACAAAUUUCCCAUACUUGAUGUAGAGACUAUUUUCACGUUGUUUUCAGGGCAUUGAAAUCAGUCGUCUGUAGACUGUUUUGAAUGUUCACGUAGCCGUUUAUUCUCCUUUCCUGUUUCUCUUCCCUUCUUUCAUACUUUUUGUCUUUUACUCAAUGUUGAUGAAUAUUUACAUUAAGAAUUUUGUAGCACAACCAUAAAUCCAGCUUUAAAGUGUACAACCGCAGCCUUCGCAGACGUUCAGAACCUCCCUUGCACAUUUGUUGGGCUUUUAUGUCAGCGCUAAAAGAGCCUUACAUCACUAUCAGACUUUGUUGCACCUAUUGUUUUAUAAAGCUUUGCUUUUGUCUUUUCUGCUUUGAGAACAACUCCAAAAAACUGUGAAUAUGCCCUUUAAACUAUUAUGAGGAAAAAGACUUAAAAGGCACUGAUGGAAAUGCAUUCAUAUUGUUUGAACAUGUCAUUUUAUUGUUCUUUAAAAUAUCGUCUUGCCUUUUUACACCUCCAAAAAAAUGUCACAAAUCACACCUGAAACGUUUUGAAGAAUUUUAUUUUGUUCUUGUGAAGCAUGAAAAUCUUUAUGGAAAUCCUUUUUUUGUCACAUGCAGGCAUGAUAUUGAAUGUGCUCCAUAAUUCCAGGGCAUUUUAUAGAAUUAUUAUCAAAGCUUAUUGUAUAUUACACUUUUUUUUUUUUUUUUUUUUUUUUCAAAAAAAGGAACAAGGUGAAGGAAAUAUUGAUGUAAGAAUAUGUUUACAACCCGAAUGAACAAGAGCACAUGAACAAAACGUGUUCUUUUGAGGAGUCCACACACUUUUGGCAGUGGAGAGUACUUGAAAUUACGAGAAAGGCACUCUAGAGUCAGGUUUCACUUUUUACCUUAAAGUGUAUGGGACUGCUAUUUUCUCAUCUGUGUAAAUAUAUAUUUUUUUGUGAGCGAAAGGUGUUUUUUAACUGUACUUAUUCACUGUGGACCUAGCGGUAAGACAUGGGUUUGCAGUGUAUUUUUAUAUAAGUGAAUAAAUGUAUGAAUUAUAUACAGUAUAUUUUGGUAAAAAUGUUGAAAGGGGAUUAUCUUUUGCUGUGUGUCGGUUCGCUUUUAUUGGGUUUUCUCAGGUACAGUGUUGUCAAAAAUCUUCUUAUAAGGCAUUUGUAUGGAACUGUUGGAGAGAUUUGAAUUAAUAUUGAAUUGUUUAGUACAAUUUGACUUGAAAUCCAAGGUCAAAUAUAGAAAUAAAUGAAUAUAUAAAUAUAUAUAUUUUUAUUUUUAAAGAUGGACAUCUUAUAAGUAAGACCAAGGUUUACUACUGUAAAACUCUUUGUAAGGUUGACUUUUGUAACCUUGGCAUCUUUAAGGAGUGUGUCGUUUUAUGUUGAUUUUUAAAGCAUGGGCUUUUCUGCAUUAAAUACUGUCAUCAUCUGAACCUGUUGCUGUCUGUUCCGCUCUUUUCCUUCUCAUUUUCACACAAAACUGUUUUCACAUGGUUGUGUGGUGUUUAUAUUGUUGCUUGUGUGAAUCUCUCGAUCUUGUACUGAGAAUAGAUAUGUGGUCUUAUAUAGAAUGAGGCCCACCUUUUUUUUUUUGAAGGACUUGUGGUUUCAGUCAAAGGCCAUCUUUCUUCUUUCCACUGCCCCUCUCCGGUUUGCAGAUAUGCUCAGCAGCCAAGAUGUCAGACCAACAAACACAUGCAGUGUUACAGGAAAAACCAGCAAGAGACUGAUACUCUUACUGGGUGAUAAAGAAAGCAGUAAUUACUUUAAUUUGCAUGAAUAAUUUGAAUGUAAUAUACACUGCCUUUCAAAAGAUUGGCAUUUUGUAAAGACAUUAAUACUUUAAUCCACCAAUGAUGCAUUAAAACAGAUCAAAAAAGAUUUCUAUAAAUGUUUAAAAAACACUUUGUAUAAAUUUUCCACAUAAAUAUUAAGUAGCACAACCGUUUCAACAUUGAUAAUAAGAAGAAAUGUUUCUUGAGCACCAAAUUAGGAAUAUUAGAUUGAUUUCUGAAGGAUCAUGUGAUGGUAAAGACUGGAGUAAUGAUAAUGAAAAUUCAGCUUCACCAUCACAGAAGUAAAUUACAUUUUAAGAUAUAAUAAAAUAUAUGUUACUUUAAAUUGUAAUAAUAUUUUACAACAUUGUUGUUUUGACCGUGUGCAUUUUUAAAGGUAUUAGAUUGUGCUUUUAUAUAUGGAUCAUUGGUUUUGCAAUUUUGUGAUUCAUUUAUAAAUUAAUAUUUAAAAGUUAUUAUAAACCAGAUAGUUUGGGUUCUGGCUGCUGAUUAGUCUAUGUUUCAGUUAUGCUAAAAGGCAAAAGUAUGCCAAAUUUACUCAAUAAAAGCAGUUUUAAAGAAAACUUGUCCCUGAUAUUUUUUGUUCUGUUAACCUUUGUAUAAAACAAUGAGGCCCCCGAGGCUGUUUGUUAUGCUUAACCAAAGCGUAAUCUAACACAUUUGUACCUUACUGCUUCAUUUUAAUUGCCUUUAAUUACUAUCAUUCAAAGCUUU
Labeo rohita (rohu) is the source of this 5993-nucleotide messenger RNA. RefSeq names its product IKAROS family zinc finger 2 (gene ikzf2). The coding region runs from base 605 to 2101 and encodes 498 amino acids. NCBI's taxonomy places the organism in Eukaryota, Metazoa, Chordata, Actinopteri, Cypriniformes, Cyprinidae. Gene Ontology annotation, molecular function: RNA polymerase II cis-regulatory region sequence-specific DNA binding; DNA-binding transcription factor activity. Gene Ontology annotation, biological process: regulation of transcription by RNA polymerase II. The record is from RefSeq and is a predicted model, not a curated record. The transcript is spliced from 8 exons.